AUGAGCUUGUGGCUCCUUGUCUUCGCUUCCCUCGUAUCUGGUGCGCCGGCGCCUCAGAAAACCCCCUUGAAUCCACGGCAGAACUCGAAUCCGACACCCACUUCCAAUGCCUGCGCGCAGAUAGCCCCCAUGACGGCCGGGUUUCUCGAAGCAAGUCCAAAUGCUACUCCAAGAGUUCCUGCUGCGCUCGCGCAUGAGUGUCUCCAAUCCGUGCCCAACAAGCCCGAACCAGCGGGGAAAAUGAUUGAUAGCUUGCAAGCUUUCGUACAAUGGCAGAGCACACUGGUUUAUCUGAAUACGCCGCCGUCUUCAUACAUGCUGCCAGCUACGGACAUUGUAGGAAGGUUGAACAACGCGAAGACGAAGGCGUUAGCUGGAGGAUUUGCGAGCGAAUAUGACUUCCAACUCGAGGUCGUCAAGACUUUCCUGUCCGCGCAUGAUGGCCAUUUUGUGUACCGACCUGAUAUGUUCGGGUUUAGAAACAACCUGGCGGCAGAUAUCGUCUCUGUCUCUGUGGAUGGAAAGUCAGUGCCCAAACUGUACCAUCUGCGCGACCUCAACAACACGGCGCUAAAUUCGACGGCAAAUUCGACGGCAAUGCCGGCUGCAAUAACAAAGAUCAACGGUGAAGACGCCUCCAAGAUUAUAGAAGAAACAAACCUUGCCUUCAGCGUCUUCCAAGACCCCGAUUCGCAGUGGAACGCCAACUUUCGAACAGUUGCCUCUCCCGAAAAUCGCCUGGUUGUCGCCGCCUCAUUGGCUUUCCAAGGUGAAAGCGUGACUCUGACGUAUGAUAACGGCACGACGAAGACAGAAAACAGUUUCGCAAACUUGAGAGCUGGAGCUAACUUCACGGGCGUCAAUAAUGGAGAGGAUUUCUACAGCCGAUUUUGCAAUCCGGAUGCGGUUCAGCUAAACGCAACCAAUGGCACCACACCGGCGAAACUGCCUCCACCGCAGCCAACUAUCCAGGGAUUUCCCUUUCCAGUCACUCGAGACAGUGGCGCCAACACGACAUCAGGUUAUUUUCUCAACGGGACGGGGUACGACGAUGUGGCAGUGUUGACGGUGUCUUCUUUUGCUCCUCCGGCCACGUAUGACCCGGUUGAAUAUCUCACGAACUUCCAGAGUACCGUGGGAGACUUCCUCACCAAGUCCAAGACAGCUGGGAAGAAGAAACUUGUCGUCGACCUCACCAGCAACGGAGGCGGUCUCGUUAUUGCUGGGUUUGAACUUUUUAGCCAGCUCUUCCCCGACGCCAAUAAGUUCCAAGCCGACAACAUCCGUCUGGCUGAAAGCGUUGGCCAAAUCUCCCACAUUAUCGGCGCCAUUCCCAAGGAUUUCCGACCCAACAACACCGAGCAAUCCCGAGCGCUCAAAUCGCUGCAAGACAGCGCCAUCGUCGGCAAUCUCGUCCCGGGAAGCGUCUUCAGCCCCGCGGGCAACAACUUGACCAAUGUCGAAUCAAUUUUGGGCCCCAUUAGCCUCAACGGCGACACCUUUACCGCCUUCCAGUCCACCCCGCUGAACAAUACCGACCCCCAGUUCAACCUUACGGGGGUCGGCACCAAAGCCAACCCGCCCCCUUCCGUCUUCACGCCUGAAAAUGUCGUCCUUCUCACUGACGGCACCUGCGGAUCCACUUGUACUAUUUUUAGUUACCUGAUGAUACAACAGCGCAACAUCAAAACCGCUGUCGUGGGAGGCAGGCCCAACUUGGGGGCCAUGCAAUCUAUUGCUGGAGUGGAAGGCGCUCAACUUAAGAAGGGCCAGCUGGGCGUGUUGGCUGAAGGGUAUAUCCUCAAGCGAGCCACGGUCCCCAUGCAAGCAGGUGCAGUGAACGGGAAGAACGCCUUCGCGCCGUCCGAUUCCCAGACGCCACUACAGUUCUCGAUGCAACCGGCAAAUUGCAGAUUCUUCUACACGGCGCAGAUGAUUACGAAGCCCGAAAUGGUAUGGCAGAGAGCUGUAGACGUCACGUGGAAGGACCCAGCUGGAUUAUGCGUCGAGGGGAGCCAGUUGGCGAUUAAUGAGACGACGGCUGCAAUUGAUCCGCUGUUCCAGAAAAUGAUGGUCAUGGAUGCGGACAAGAUAAGUCUGAGUGGUGCAGCGACGAGUAAUUUGCAGGUUUCGAGGAGGACGGGUAUGGCGACGUUGCUGACGGCUCUGGCCGCCGUCAUGGCGCUGUUAUAAAUGCUCGUGUUGGAAUACUCAUUGAUACAUGAUAAACCACCCAUCUAAACUAGC
Messenger RNA from Pseudomassariella vexata, 2247 nucleotides. Its product is annotated as peptidase S41 family protein. The record is from RefSeq and is a predicted model, not a curated record. Gene Ontology annotation, biological process: proteolysis. Bases 1 to 2193 code for a protein of 730 amino acids. Gene Ontology annotation, molecular function: serine-type peptidase activity. NCBI's taxonomy places the organism in Eukaryota, Fungi, Ascomycota, Sordariomycetes, Amphisphaeriales, Pseudomassariaceae. The transcript is spliced from 7 exons.